AAAAUUAAUUAAAAGACUAAUUAGUAAAUUUUUAUACCUCAUAAAUACAAGCUGCCCAGAAAUGUUUGCUUGCGGUCAAACCUUUGUGUUCACUGUGAUCAAUAAAGGUGAUCACUGUCAGGAUUCUCUGCAAUUUGCAGGGAGAUCACUCGAGAAUGAUAAGGAUCAGGAUUUUCCUGCUAAAAGGAAUAUUGGAUGACUAGGAUUCUGUCUACAUCCCAGACAGCUACUGGUUAGCUUGCUCUUUUUCAUUAAAGCUUGGUAGCAUUUUUGGCUUGUGGACGAACUGGCCACCCAACAAAAAUAGAAACUACAUUAUUCUCUCCAAGGUCUUAAAACAAGAAGAGGAAGGAGCAGCAGACAGAGGAGUUUAGGAUUUUUCUUGCAGGUAACAAAAACUCUUCAAGCAAAUCUACAAAACAGAAGGCUCUUGUAGUUGCCAAAGUCAGCCUGCCCUUAAUCUUGGCCAGUCAUGGAUUUCACUGAAGGAUCAGAUGCACCUCGUUUUUUCAAAUAUAUUCAUGAAAAUACCAUCCGUGAGGAAAAACUUAUGGUUCCACAGAAGUUUGUUAGCAGACAUGGAAAUUGUCUGUCGAGUCGAGUAACCCUCGAGGUCCCGAGUGGUGCCAAUUGGGAAGUUGAGCUGUUGAACAAUGAUGGAGAAAUUUGGUUAGGUGAGGGCUGGAAAGAAUUUUCACAGCAUUACUCUCUUGAGCAUGGCUACAUGAUAUUUUUCAAAUAUGUUGAAUUUUGUCGUUUCCAUGUGAUCAUAUGUGAUGGAAGUGGAUUAGAAAUAGAGUACCCAGAUACUCCUAGUGAUGAUUUUGAAGUUCUGGAGCUUGACAUGGAAGAAGAAAGACAAGAACAAGAACAAGAACAAGAAGGAAAAUCUGGCAUUCAAUUGCUGCAACAAAGUUGCAAUAGCGAGCAAGCUUUAAAGGCUUCAUCUUCCAUUAUUUAUCCAGCAAUUGAAGCAUCUAACAACUGCAUUUCACAGUACCCAUCCUUUAAGAAAAUUCUGCAGCCAGACCAUCUGGAGCAUUGGAAUAUGAAUAUACCAUUCAGUUUUGUCCAAAAACAUUUGGAGAGCAAAACACAGACUGUAAAGCUUCAAAUUGCAGACAGAGCAUGGCCUGUGAAGUUAAUGUUCCAUCCAAGCAGCAACAUGAGUUGUCUGUGCGAAGGUUUCUGCGAAUUUGCAAGAGAAAAUUCUCUGGCUGUGGGAGAUGUUUGUGUGUUUGAACUCAUCAAGAGAAAUGUGUUGAAAGUUUCAUUUCUCAAACCUAGCAGUUGGAUGGAUAGGAAAAUGGUUCUGUAACUGAAACUUCAAACUUUUCUUAAUUAUCAGUAAGCCGUUUAGUUAUUGUCAGGGAAAGACAUGGAUUGAGCUUGUUAUGCUUUUAGUUCUGUUGUUUGUCUUGUAAAUUCUUGUGUCCAAUUAUAUGGAUUGAGAUCAAUCUUUACUAUAGGUUGAUGGGUUGCAACUAGUGGUUUAAAUACUGUACUAGCCAUUAUAUGAUUAAAUCAAGAAUCGGAUCGAUAUUUUUUCUUUUU
Messenger RNA from Manihot esculenta (cassava), 1554 nucleotides. RefSeq names its product B3 domain-containing transcription factor VRN1. The transcript has 5 exons. Gene Ontology annotation, molecular function: DNA binding. The record is from RefSeq and is a predicted model, not a curated record. Bases 473 to 1318 code for a protein of 281 amino acids. NCBI's taxonomy places the organism in Eukaryota, Viridiplantae, Streptophyta, Magnoliopsida, Malpighiales, Euphorbiaceae.